Molecule: messenger RNA, 3862 nt
Organism: Nasonia vitripennis (jewel wasp)
Lineage: Eukaryota; Metazoa; Arthropoda; Insecta; Hymenoptera; Pteromalidae
Gene: m
Exons: 9
Coding region: 490-2409 (639 amino acids)
Source: RefSeq, a predicted model, not a curated record
UGUAUACACACUGCAACAAUCCUCCGACGCGAGAUAUAUCCUUCGCUCGAAAUUAACGCAACGCAUUCGCGAAAUCGCUCCCCAUAGCGUGUAGGCAUUCCUCUCUUGGCGGAAGCUGUAAUCUCAUUUCCUGCGUGAAUCCGCGCGCGGCGCGUGUCGUAGCUUGAAAUUGUCGAGCUGCACUUAAGCGACUUGUCUCUCCCCUUCUGCUCCGCAGAGGCGCGUGUGUGUGCUUGCUUGCUUCGAGAUAUACAUAAACCACUAUGCUAUAACACAUCCCAGUGCUCCGGAGACCUUGUUGGCACUCGAAGCGCGACCUCGCGCGCGCGCGACGCGGUUAAUUUGCCCGCAUGCGGAUCUCUCGCAGGAACCGGACUCGCGCCGAGGAAAAACCGGAUGCGCGCGCUUAUGUGCAGAAAGAGAGUCGAGGGCGGCGAUAUCGCAACGAAAGAAAAGCGUGAUUUAGCGUGAGAGGCUGGGAAAUCCAGGAUGCCAGGGGUGCGGAUACUGCUACACACGCUGAUCUACAUGAUGGUUGGCUUGAGAAACGCCCGGAGUAGCAGCGACAUCUGGCCGCUGGAAAGGCCGGAGGGUAUGCCGGCCAUCCAGUCGUUGGAGGUGAUGUGCGGCAAGGACCACAUGGACGUGCACCUCUCGUUCUCCCAGCCGUUCGAGGGUAUCGUCUCCUCCAAGGGCCAGCACUCGGACCCCCGCUGCGUUUAUGUGCCUCCCUCCACUGGGCAGACCUUUUUCUCAUUCAGAAUAGCCUACGCUAGGUGUGGCACCAAGCCGGAUAUGCACGGGCAGUUUUAUGAAAAUACUGUUGUCGUGCAGUACGAUAAGGAUCUGCUGGAGGUAUGGGACGAGGCGAAGAGGCUGCGCUGCGAGUGGUUUAACGAUUAUGAGAAAACCGCAUCUAAGCCUCCUAUGGUGAUUGCUGACCUCGACGUCAUACAGCUCGACUUCAGGGGGGACAACGUGGACUGCUGGAUGGAGAUACAGCACGGCAAGGGCCCGUGGGCGCCACCGGUCUCGGGCAUAGUGCCGCUCGGCUCGACCCUGACACUGGUCGUCGCCAUAAACGAUUACCGAGGUAACGAGCGCCACGGCAAAGUGCAAGGCGAGUUCGACAUGAGGGUAAAGUCGUGCGUCGCGUCGGACGGAGGCGGACACACGAUACAGCUGAGCGACGAGUUCGGCUGCGUGCUCAGGCCCAAGAUGAUCAGCCGGUUCCUCAAGGCCAAGGGAUCGGACGACCGAGCCACCGUCAUCACCUACGCCUUCUUCCACGCGUUCAAGUUUCCCGACGCCCUGAGCGUGCACAUCAAGUGCAAGGUCGAGAUCUGCCGUCACGGCUGCCUGGACCACUGCCAGUCGACCGGCAGCGGCGAGCUCGGUCACUACCUGCAGGACCGCAACGACGUCAACGUCCAUCAGCAGAAACAACCUUCGCAGCAAGCGGACCAGCACGAGAACAGCGCGAAUUCGCCGGACGGACCACCGAUCUACGACGACGUGGUGCACAACGGCGACGAGAUGACCGCGAUCGGCAGCCACUUCCUCGGCGUCGAGAAGUCCAACGCCCCCAAGGCUCAAGCGCAGACCGGACCCUCGUCCACCUCCGAGCCUAUCCUCGACCUCGCCGAUGAUCCUCUGCUCUCGCAGCCCUACUUGUCGGUGCAGCCAGCUCGAGUAACGCGCUACCAGCCCCAGGAGCACUUCCCGCACGGGCCCCGCAACCUGGAGCAGGACGAGGCCCAGCCGCGGCGAGAGGCCAGAUCGAGAACCCAAGAACCUCCGAGGACCAGCAACUCGAGCAGCAGUAGAAGCAGUAGUAGCAUUAGCAGUAGUACAAGUACGACCGCCAGCAGCACUACCACCGAGAGCAGCGGCAGCAGCAGUGGUAACAAGACUGCAAAGGUUCAGCCGGAACCGUUGAGCAGCACGACGAACAGGCGGAAGCGAUCACUCGUCGUGUCCGACAGGAAGGUGCGCAGCGCCGACGUCGGCGUCUCCGGUAUCUACGAGGUCAUCUCCGAGGCUGAUCUUGCCUUCAGUCCCGAUAGCCAUGCCGAGGCUGUUACCGUCUUCCAGGGCCGGAUACGCGAGGAAGUCGUCUACGGCAUCUGCCUACCUCUCAGCGGCUUCAGCGCUCUCUUCGUCGUGGUCGCCCUCUCGGCCGUGGUGUCGGCCCUCGUGGCCGGUGCCAUGGUGCACCGGCUUCAGGCCCAGCGCGAGCUGGCCCGGAACGCCCGCAAGAACCUGCCGGCCAGUCUGCAGGCGGCCCUGGCCGCCGGACAGCACCACCUCCAGCAGCCGGGAUGGCUCCAGGCGUAUCGGCUCUUCCGGACGCGCUGCAGCAACCAGAGGCCCGUAGCCAUCGCCGGCGACCGGCAGACGGAGAACUGAGCUUCUUGCUGCUGUCACUUUCAUCGAGCGGAUCUUCAGACAUUCUGCGUCGUAAAUUUUUGCAUGCACGAUCGGGAGGUGGAAAAAUCGAAUUGGAGCGUAAAUUAGAAGCGAGAGUCGGUUCGGGAGCAUAUGCCGAUUGAUUCUACAUUAUUCAGCCGCUCCCCCCUCCCCCUCUCGCUAUCUCGCGCCGAGUGAAAUUCAAUCAAGUUUCCAUGUGAUAUUUAAACGGUCAUGAAUAGAGAUUAGGCAUCGCGUCAGCCGCGCGCAUAUACGAAUAGAGCUAACCACAUAGCGCGCGCUGCGAGCCAAACGAGCGUAGAGUAUAAUCUAGGUGGGCCGGUGUUUUCCCAGAAAUUUUCCCAGUCAACUCUGAAUUUCCGCUCGAGAAGACAGAAGAGUAUAGAGGAGCGAGCGAUGUAUAUGAUAAUUUUUGUUGAGAGACCUUAAUGAGGCAAACGGGCGAGAGCGCUCGCGCGGACGGGCUUAUCUAAAUGCUCCGAAGGAAUCCGAUGAGGAAGAUCCAUUGCAUGCAUAAACGCGUGAGCCAAGCGUUUAGACAAGUCCGUCACUACCGCUCGACUCGGCGGCGGGGAAAACGUUUUGAUGUUCAUCGACGCGCAUCUGUAGCUGCAGCGUAUAAUUGGCUGACUUAAUUCGGGGAAAGUAAUGUAGUUUGGACCGAAUUAGUAUGCCGUAGCGUUUUCUUCGCGCCGAGUGGAAAUAUAAAGAGAAGAACAAUGUUUAGAUUAAGGUUUUUACGUACGUGUACGUCCUGAGACGCGUUAUUUAUUCUGUUACAUUUCUUGUUGAGGCAGUUCAUUGUAUUGCUCUUCGCUUGAUUCGAGCACGCUGACAAUCAGAGAACAAUUUUCUGACGAUGAAGUAUGUCUUCGUGAAUUAUUGUUUUUUUUCAUAAUACCCAUAUGUUUGUGAAUCAGCCUUCGAGAAUCAGCCUCCACCAAUGAGCAAAAGUCCUCCAAGACCAUGUGCAAUAUACUGUACAAAGUACCGUAAGUGCGUAUGAUAACUUUGUUUCUCAGAGAAUGGAAUAGAAUUUUUUUUUUUUUUUGCUAACUUGACUGAAAGAAAGAAGCAUUUAUACAUGCACUGUCAUUUUCUUCCUUUUCUUCGAUUUUAUACACAUCAUGGUCUUCAAGCCUUGUACAGCCGAAUCAGUUGUCCUUUAAAAAGACGACCGGGACUAAUCGAUAUUCUAUCAUAUAUUCUUUCAUUUUCACUGCAAUGUAUGCGAUACUAAUGUAUUUACAUGAAUCACAUUUGCAUCUAGUAUUAUUACUUUCUAAGGUAAUCGUUAAGCGUUCAAGAAGGUGCGAACAAUCGAUUGGUUACGAAUCGACUGAAAAUACCGUAACAUGUAUUUUUAUUAAAUUGUUGUAAUCAUACGCGCUAUAUAUGUGUCGAGUUGUUCAACUCUGAUAGUCACGAUUUA